This is a messenger RNA of Funneliformis mosseae, 199 nucleotides long. The record is from the annotation of a GenBank genome assembly. Lineage: Eukaryota; Fungi; Glomeromycota; Glomeromycetes; Glomerales; Glomeraceae.
UUCGUAUUUGUUAUUAGUUAAUGAAAUAGACAGUAAAUUUUCUUCAAUCUCUGUUAUUAAGCCAGAAUAUAUGCAAUUUCAAGAGAAUAUAAUACCAAAUGAAUCCCAAUCAUCAACCUUAUAUUCUGAAAAGAUAUUUUUAACAUGGGAAGCAUGUGAAAACUUCCUUAAUGAAUGGGUUAAAAGGCAAAGAUUUUGA